AUUCCAGUCGUCAGUCUGUUAAUUUUUUGGGCCAUUAUAUCCAAAUGUAGAGUGAUUUGUAUCGGUGGAAGAUCUUUUCUUGAACGAGACGUUGACAUUUGUUUUUUUGUUUUUGUUUUUUUUUAAUGAACGAGGCGAAUUUUACGUUGUGAUAGUGCUGGAAAUUAUUUUUCCGAUCUGGCAACCUUCUUGGCCCAAGCCCUAGCAUUAGCAGCAGUCGGCCGCCAUUUUCCCUCCUGACGACUGUGAACGCUGGACGCAUCUUGUAAAGGAAGAAAGUUUAAAAAGUCAAAAUGGUGAAAAUAUUCGUGGGGAACCUGUCGCCCGAGACCACCUCGGACGAACUGCGGUCGCUCUUCUCCCAAUACGGCAAGAUCGCCGAGUGCUCCAUUCUGAAGAGCUUCGGAUUCGUGCACAUGGACAGCAAGGCCGAGGCGGAGGAGGCCAUCCGCAACCUCCAUCAGUACCAGCUGAACGGCCAGGCCAUGAACGUGGAGCUGAGCCGAGGCAAGACCAAGGGCUCCACCAAGCUCCACGUGGGCAACAUCGCCUGCACCAACCAGGAGCUGCGAGCCAAAUUCGAAGAGUACGGCUCUGUGGUGGAGUGCGACAUAGUUAAAAACUAUGCCUUUGUUCACAUGGAACGCAUGGAGGAUGCCAUGGAGGCCAUUCAUCAGUUAGACAACACGGCUUUUAAAGGGAAACUGAUGAGCGUGAAGCUUUCGACUAGCCGCCUCCGUACUGCGCCGGGAAUGGGAGACCGAUCGGGUUGUUAUCGUUGCGGGCAAGAAGGCCACUGGUCCAAAGAAUGCCCGCUAGAUCAAAACGGCUUCCACAGAAACGGCUCAGAGCCAAACUCUGAUGGAUUCGAUGCCACCAGAUUUGAUCAGAACCGGGCGUUUCAAGCGGGCUUCAGCGGCGCGGAAACGGAGUUCGCCGCCGCCGCCGCCGCCGGCUAUGCUCCCGUGCCGGGCGUUUCCCGCGGCGCCGCUCACAGCAGCAAUACGCCGGCGUUCAGAGCGGGUCCGGGCUUCGAGAAUGCAGCGAGGUACGCGGCGCAUCCAGGUUACGGCGUGUCCGGCACCGCGGCCGCUUACCAGAGCGACGGCACGUACUAUGGCGCGGUCCCGGGCUUCCCGGUGCGGCGGUCGCCUUACGAGGAGCGAGAUCCGUACGGAGUUGUGGACUACUACGGGAAGUACAGGGCCAAUAUGUACGGCGCCGCCGGUUAUUACGAGGAACAACGCGCCGCGACUACGCCUGCUCCAACGGCGGCCUCCACUACGCCUGUUCGCGCGGCGGCGUCUAGCGUGGAGGCCUAUCAGUGCCCCCAGGUUCCUGCUGCACCGGUCACCGUCCAACCGUACCACGCACGCGACCGGAGUCCGAUUCGGAGGGUCCCCGCCGAGGGCGAAGGAUACACGUAUCCGGGUUCGCAGAUCCCCACGGUUGGCCGCUUCCAAUAAGUACUUAACGAUCCGCGGGAGCCGGCGACGUUUCUCUUCUCUCAUUCUCACAUACACACAACUGAUAAUUAGGGCUUGUCAGCCAUUAGAAUUAGCCAAUAGUCAGUCAUGUUUGGCGGCAACACAAAAUCACAACCACGUUCAACAAGUGUUUCAUUUUGCUAGCAAAGAAAAUACUCCUUUUUGACAGUAUGACAAGUUUUGGGUGCAGUCAGCGUAUUAGCAUUUAGUGCAUGUGUUUUGUUUUCCUUUCCAAGCGAGGCAUGUUCUGUGGUUUUUUUUUUGCGUAGUCGUGAGAACUUAACAGUGUAGCCACGUAUAUGAGGCAAUGGUGUAACAUGUAAAUACUGCUUAGAUUGCCUACAUUGUACUUGAGGUUUAGAUGUCACGUCCAAAUGGGACGGUUUGUUUAUUCUAGGAGGAAUGCCGCUAUUUUGUUUUUGCAGUAUAUCUAGUUGGUUUAUAGUUAAAAAAAAAAAAAAAAAAGUGAUAUUGCAUUGCUGUAAACAGCCAAUUAUUUUUUCCUCAAAUUUUGAUUUCCUUAUAUGGGCUCUUUGAUGUCUGUCGCCUCCUAAUAAUAAUAAUAAAAUGAUUAAAGUCAACCUAUGGGUGUGUUUUAAUUGCGUGUUUUUGAGUUGUUGAAACUCUUGCCAUCUUUAGCUGGAUCUUAUCAAAACCUGAAUGCCCCUGAUACUAUAUAUAUAUUUUUUUAAUUGCUAAGGAAACCAGUUUUUUUUUUUUUUUUUUUUUAAACUCAGGAUCUACCUCAAGUACAGAUAAUUUGAUUUUGUAGUAAACACUUGGUCAAAUUCGAGGCAUACUCCCUUUCGAUUUCUCAAACAUAACGCGAAUGUUUUUUUGUUUUUGCAACGCGAGAGGAAAAAUACACGAGAUCUGAACCAUCAACAUUAAAGUAAUGACAACUCGAGUAAUUCGAUUACAAAAAAGACGAAUCAAAUCUCACUGCUUUGAGUAUUCGUGUAAUUAAAGUGGCGUUGCAAUGGUUUGUUUUGAAAGUGUUUGCAUUUAGUUUGAUUUGGGCGGAUACACUGCCCUCUAGUGGUAAUAGUGAAUAUGACAUCUCGUUUCACAUGGCUGAAUCCAGCUUCAUCCUGUUAAGACCAACAUAAGCUAAGUUUUUGUUUGAGCUAAUGUUUUUUUUAAUGCAUUCAUAAUUGUUUAUAGGUAUAUUUAGCAUUUUUUGUGGAAAUAUGUGUUUGAACCAUUUGUGAAGAGCAUUGUAAAAAAAAAAACAAAAAAAACAUUUUAUAGCAUUUAAGCUACCCGACAUUUGCUAAGUUGGCCAAUUGUUCUUAGAUCAUUUAUUUAUACACUGCCCUCUAGGGGCGACAAUUAAUAUAAUAGAAUUUCACAUGGUUGAAUCCAGCUGCUCCCUGUUAAGACCAACAUAAGUUUUUGUUUGAGCUAAUGUUUUUUUAAUGCAUUGGAAAUUUUUUAGAGGUAUAUUUAGCUGUUUUUUUUUGUGGGAAUAUGUGUUUGAAGAAUUUAAGAGCAUUGUUAAAAAAAAAAAAAAAAAAAAGUUUGCAUUUUAUAGCAUUUAAGCUAGCGGACAUUUGCUAAGUUGGCCAAUUGUUCUUUUGUUGUACUAAGGUCAUUUAUUUAUACACUGCCCUCCAGUGGCGACAGUGAAUAUAAUAGAAUUUCACAUGGCUGAAUCCAGCUGCUCCCUGUUAAGACCAACAUAAGCUAAGUUUUUCUAUGAGCUAAUGUUUUUUUAAUUAAUUUGCAAUUUUUUAGAGGUAUAUUUUGCUAUUUUUGUGGGAAUAUAUGUUUGAACAAUUUGUUAAGAGCACUAUAAAAAAGCAUUUUAUAGCAUUUAAGCUAGCGGACUUUUGUUAUGUAAGUUAGCCAAUCGUUAUUUUGUCGUAGAUCCUCAUUUAUUACACCUUUUGAGGCUCAACUCAGGAAUUUUAAUUUUUUUGUUUCUUACCUGAUUACUUGAUUAUUCGAACUACUUCAUCGAUUAAUCGACAACGACUAAAAUAAUCAAUAGCUGCAGCCCUCGACAACACCGCGAUGCCACUAUACAACUUAUUGGCUGCCAUUGUGUUGUAUACUUCCAAUUCAUUCCCAGUCGAUAUCGAUUUGACUUUUAUUGCUGUCAAUGGCAGCCAAUGACUUUUUACCUGAUAACAAAAGUUACAACAGUCGGACGAAUAUCGAUCUGCUUUCUUAUUUUUAGUAUUGUAAGUGGUAAUAUAUCAAAAGUAUUGUGUGGUCAAUAGAAAAAACUAUUCAUUUUUCUAGUUAUGGUACGUAUCGCCCUUAAUGGGGUACAACCAGUGAUAUUGCAAGUUUUUAGAAUUCUUAAGUUGAAUUUAAAGCAUUAAAAUGUUGAAUAUUCGCGUUCUAAAUAGAGCUAAAUUUCAAGCUAUUCAAAUGUGCGGCUUGUCUCCGUUUGCUACAACAUGGUGUCAUCUCGGGAGGCGCGGUUUAUGAACGACCAAUAGGAGCGCUUCUUAUUGCCGCGUUCCUUCCCUCAGCCUUUGUGGUCUUUGCGAGAGGCGCCAUUUUGUUUACUCGCUGGCGAGAGGAUUCCAAAACUACUAGCGCGGGGCGUUUUGCUGUUUUUGUUCCAACUCGGGGCCUCAUUGCCAAACAUU
Molecule: messenger RNA, 4090 nt
Organism: Corythoichthys intestinalis (scribbled pipefish)
Lineage: Eukaryota; Metazoa; Chordata; Actinopteri; Syngnathiformes; Syngnathidae
Gene: sf1
Product: splicing factor 1
Exons: 3
Coding region: 294-1466 (390 amino acids)
Biological process (GO): regulation of mRNA splicing, via spliceosome
Cellular component (GO): nucleus
Molecular function (GO): zinc ion binding; mRNA binding
Source: RefSeq, a predicted model, not a curated record